UCGCUGUGGUCUGGAGGAGGGAAGCCGCCUGGGUGCCGUGAUUGGAAGGAGGGGCCGCUGGUUUGCAGGGAUCAGGGGUCCACAGCCCAAAGGUUGGGUCAGGAGCCUCAAAGGAACAGCAUGAGAGGGAGACAGGACAGGAGACAGAGUGCUCCUUGGCCAGGAAUAAGUGGUUAGCUAGCAGGAGAUAGCAGGAUUCGGGUAGAAACCCCGGCAGGGCAGGUCGGCCAGAGAUCAGCAGAGAUCAGAGGGCAGCCCGAGAGCACUCCGGCUGGGAGACAGGCCGGCAGGGGCAGCCAAUCCAAGGAACGGUGGGUGGUCAGGCCCUCCAUCCAGAUGGGCCGGUUCCAUGGUGAUGAAACCUCCUGGUGAGCGGAUCCUCCGCUGAGGCAGCCCGAGUGGGUGUGAAACCCCAGGAGCAGGGUCCCCAGUCCACGGAGACCGGUCUCGUUCCCUGGCUGGGUAAGGGGGAUGCCCAGACUUCGGGCUGGAGCCCAUUCUUCCCGAGCUUGAGCGAGCAGGUCCAAAGGGGAGGUGCGUGGAAUGAUCCGGCCGUGAGAGCCGCUGAGCCAGCCGCGAGUUGUCAGGAAAAGCAGAUUCUGCGGGACACGGCCGGGUGGUCAGAUACGGACGUUGUUGGAAGCAAUCGAUGCCUGCCAGAUAAUCCAAAGGAGAGCGUCAGUUAGACGCGCUAUUGGUCAGGGGCGCAUAGGCAGCCCGCUCUGCCUUUAGUUGGGGACGUUCGGGUGGUAGGAGACAGGCAGGCGGCCUGUCGCCUGGAGAUGGUGGGGCAGUCGGCCGGCUCUCUGGCCAGGACGGGUGGGCCAUCAGCCUGACCAAGACUGAGCCAGCAGACCGGUCAUUUGGGGCAUCGCGUGGCCAGCAGGCCGGAAGUUGUUGCGGGGCGGAGCGUAGAGGAGGAGUUGAGGGGUCCCGUGGCCGCGUAGAGUCUGCCUGGCAGGAGACCCCCAGAUGGUCAGUGCCCCAGAGACGGCCAAACCCUCCGCCUCCCAGCCUCACGGCCGUCCCGCCCCAGCAACCCCAUGUCAGCCUCCCAGCUGGCAGCGCUGGAAGGAGCGGAGUCGGAGGCCGGGGGGCCGCCCUUGACCGAGGCCAGCCCCGGCUUCCUGUAUUCCGAGGGCCAGCGGCUGGCGCUCGAGGCCCUGCUGAGCAAGGGCGCGGCGGCGUUCGAGGCCUGCGUGCAGCGAGAGGGGCUGCGGCCCUUCCUGAGCGGGGAAGAGCUGCGGAGUCUGGCGGCGGCGGCCGAAGACUGGACAGCGUCCAAGCAGCGGCCCGACAGGGCGGCAGAGGGAGCCGCCGCCACCGAUGGGGACUCGGGCAGCCUGACCUACUGGCCUGGACGGUCGGAGGAGCUGGUGCCCACGCUGCGGCUGGGCUGGCCGGAGGACCCGGCCUGGAAGGGAAUCACCCGGGUGCAGCUGUUCACCCAGCCACCCGACGAGGGCCACCCGCCCCUCAAGGAGCUGGUGCGCCAGGAAAUCCAGGCCGCCCGCAAGCUAGUGGCCGUGGUCAUGGACAUCUUCACUGACCCAGACCUGCUCUCGGACCUGUUAGACGCCGCCACACGCCGCUGGGUGCCUGUCUACCUGCUCCUGGACCGCCAGCAGCUGCCUGCCUUCCUGACGCUGGCCCGGCAGCUGGGGGUGAACCCCUGGGCCACUGAGAACCUGGAUAUCCGGGUCGUGCGAGGCUGCAGUUUCCAGAGCCGCUGGCGACGGCAGGUGAGUGGCAACGUGCGUGAGAAAUUUGUGCUGCUGGACGGCGAGAGGGUCAUCUCUGGAUCCUACAGCUUCACGUGGAGCGACUCCCGCCUGCACCGAGGCCUGGUGACCCUGUUGACCGGCGAGAUUGCUGCCGCCUUCAGCCGAGAGUUCCGGACACUGUAUGCGGCCUCCUGGCCACUCCCGUCCGCGCCCACCUCGGGCCCCUUCGUCAGCAUCGUGGGGGGGCUGCAGCUGGCCCACAACCCCCACCGUGUGGCCCGCCGCCGCUCUGUGGCCCCCGUGUCACCGCCACCGCCCGAUGGCCCGCUGGCCCAACGCUUGGCCACCUGCAGAGUCUUUGACGGGGACAGGCAGGAGACCCCGGCCACCCCAGGGCCGGCGCUGAGCGACAUCCUGAGGAGUGUCCAGCGCGCCCGGACCCCCAGCGGCCCCCCGGCCCGGCCCAGCCACUCCCUGUGGGACCUGAGCCGCCUGUCCCAGCUGUCCGGCUCCAGCGACGGUGACAACGAGCUCAAGAAAUCCUGGGGUUCCAAGGACACCCCCGCGAAGGCCCUGAUGAGGCAGCGGGGCAUGGGAGGGGCCCCCUGGGGUGAGACAGAACCCCGACCUCUGGGCCGGUCCCAGCCCCCAGGCGGCCCCCUCCCCGUCCUCCCUGCCCGCCGCCUCCGCCAUCUGUCCCCGACCAGAAGGAGGUUUGGUGAGGAUGCCACCUCCAAACUGCAGGAACCCCGAGGCACCCAGCAGCCGGACUGGGCUGCCCAGGCAGGACUCAGGGGGCGACCCUGACGGGAGCCAAAGCCACCCUGGCCGGGCCUGUCGACGGUCACCUCCCAGCCCCCCGUCCCCCGUCCGUGUGGUGCCUUGGACAAGGCUUCUGGCCUCGGUGUCCAGGAAGCGGCAGGGAUGUUUCCCCCUUUGUUCUAGAACUCGGGCAAGGUCGCAUUUCAGAAAAUGGGCAGAAAGUCUCCACCCGCUGGCAUCCCGGGACAGGGCAUAUCCAAUUGCGGCCAGGCCGGAACUUGUCUGACGACGGGCCUGGCCGAGUGGCCCCCGAGCCGGCGUCGCGUGGGGGCGAAGGUGGGGCGUCCCUGGGACAGGGUGGGGAGCCUCCUGGAUCUAUCAGGCUCCGGAGCUGUGGGUAAACUGAGCUUAGCAGAGGAGAGGAGAGAAUCCAGUCCAGGGAGUGGGGCUUAAUAAUGAGGGACAGGAAAUUGGUGGGGACUCCUGCUGGGGGACCGGUCAGGGCCCUGGGCGCCGGGACUGUUUUCUGGGUGCCAAGGGGCGAGUUGUUGGGGCUCCCUUUACCUCCGCUCAGA
Lynx canadensis (Canada lynx) is the source of this 3061-nucleotide messenger RNA. RefSeq names its product family with sequence similarity 83 member E (gene SACK1E). Bases 1044 to 2531 code for a protein of 495 amino acids. The transcript is spliced from 5 exons. The record is from RefSeq and is a predicted model, not a curated record. NCBI's taxonomy places the organism in Eukaryota, Metazoa, Chordata, Mammalia, Carnivora, Felidae.